Messenger RNA from Culex pipiens pallens (northern house mosquito), 3101 nucleotides. It is a transcript of the gene Hmt-1, whose product is annotated as ATP-binding cassette sub-family B member 6. The transcript is spliced from 4 exons. Gene Ontology annotation, biological process: heme transport; transmembrane transport. Gene Ontology annotation, cellular component: membrane. The record is from RefSeq and is a predicted model, not a curated record. Gene Ontology annotation, molecular function: ATP hydrolysis activity; ATP binding; ABC-type heme transporter activity. NCBI's taxonomy places the organism in Eukaryota, Metazoa, Arthropoda, Insecta, Diptera, Culicidae. The coding region runs from base 247 to 2778 and encodes 843 amino acids.
GUUUAGUCGGUGUCGCGGUCUCGGUGGUCAUGUCGUAAAGUUACGUUCUGCUGCUAGUUGUUGGCGUAAUCAGUGCAACUAAAUAGCAUGAUUAAGUGCAUUCGAUCGUCGUCGUCGCGUUGACAAGCUUUCACGUAUAAUAGAGUUCCGGAGGUUUGUUUUUCUUCGUGUAGAACUUGCAAAUUUCCCCUUCGUGGGUGUCCGGAAGUUUGAGGAGGAGUUGUGUUUUACCCCUGCAGGACGACGAUGCAGCCGUUGCAGUACUGUCCGACCAACGUGUCGAUGUCCGUGGUUUGGUCGAACCAUGGCAUCUCGCAGUGCUUUCUGGACACGGUCUCGGCCGCCGUGAUCGGCGGCUUUUUGCUGGUGUUCGGCACGAUCCAGCUGUUGAUGUACCGGCGGUACGGGACGGAGAACAGCCCGGCGCAGAUUGGCCGCUCGCGGAUGUACAACUUCCAGGUGUUUCUGCUGGCGCUGCUGCCUGUGCUGGCCGUGGUGCGGUUCGUGCUGGAGGGAUUCGUGUUCGAGGGUGCGCGGGUGUACGGGUUUAUGAUAUUGGCGCUGUGCGUUGCGUUGUUCGCGUAUCCGUACUCGAUUGUGCUGCUGGUGAAGGAGCGGUACUAUCUGCUGCCGUCGCUGCCGACGAGGGGCCACGGGUUGGUGCUGCUGCUGUUUUGGACCUUGCUGUUUAUCGCCCAGAACGUGGUGUUUGUGAAUCUGAACUACGAGAAGGCAUGGUUCCAUUUGAGCACGGUCAAGGACAAGGUCGAGUUCGGGUUGUUUGUGGUGCGAUACACGGCGACGUUGUUCAUUUUUGUUAUUGGGUUGAGAGCGCCGGGGAUUACGUCCACCUUCCAGCCGGAAGAGUACGAAAGUCUCGCGAACCCGGAGAAUCAAUCGACCUUCCGCAAUGCGUGGCACAAGAUGCGCACCCUGAUGCCGUUCUUGUGGCCCAAAAAGGACUGCGUCCUGCAAUUCCGCGUCAUCUUCUGCUUCGUGCUGCUGCUCGGCGGUCGCGUCAUCAACCUGUACGUCCCGAUCUACAACAAGAAGAUCGUGGACAGUCUGUCCGAGCGACCGCUCGCCUUCCGCUGGGACUGGGUGCUCAUCUACGUGGGCUUCAAGUUCCUCCAGGGUGGCGGCACCGGCUCGAUGGGACUGCUCAACAAUCUGCGCAGCUUCCUGUGGAUCCGCAUCCAGCAGUACACGACGCGCGAGAUCGAGGUAGAACUGUUCCGCCACCUGCACAGCCUCUCGCUGCGCUGGCAUCUGAACCGCAAGACGGGCGAAGUUUUGCGCGUGAUGGACCGCGGCACGGACAGCAUCAACAAUCUUCUCAACUACAUCCUCUUCUCGAUCGCGCCCACCAUCGUUGACAUCCUCGUCGCCGUCGUGUUCUUCAUCAUGGCCUUCAACUGGUGGUUCGGCCUGAUUGUCUUCAUCACAAUGUCACUCUACAUAGCGGCCACCAUCAUGGUGACGGAGUGGCGCACCAAGUUCCAGCGCCGCAUGAACCUCGCGGACAAUGCGCAGAAGGCGCGCUCCGUCGACUCGCUGCUCAACUUCGAGACGGUCAAGUACUACGGCGCGGAACAGUACGAGGUGGACUGCUACCGGGAGGCGAUCCUCAAGUAUCAGGAGGAGGAGUGGCGCUCCUCGAUCACGCUCAACAUCCUGAACACCAUGCAGAACGUGAUCGUGUGCGGUGGGUUGCUGGCGGGGUCGCUGCUGUGCGCGUACCUGGUUGUGUACGAGCAGGGCCUGACGGUGGGCGAUUACGUGCUGUUUGCGAGCUACAUCAUCCAGCUGUACGUGCCGCUGAACUGGUUCGGAACGUUCUACCGAGCAAUCCAGAAGAACUUUGUCGACAUGGAGAACAUGUUCGACCUGAUGAAGGAGGAGAAGGAAGUGAUCGACGCUCCGGGAGCCGGCGAGCUGGCCGUUAUUCGCGGAGGCGCGAUCGAUUUCUCCGACGUGACCUUUGGCUACACUCCGGAACGGUUCGUGCUACGAAAUGUAAACUUUUCCGUGCCGGCGGGCAAGACGGUGGCCCUGGUGGGACCUUCCGGCGCCGGUAAGAGUACGAUCAUGCGGCUGUUGUUCCGCUUUUACGACGUCGAGAGCGGUUCCAUCUCGAUCGACGGCCAAAACAUCAAAACCGUGCGCCAGUCUUCGCUGCGAAAGGCCAUCGGGGUGGUUCCGCAGGACACGGUUCUGUUCAACAACACCAUCAAGUACAACAUCCAGUACGGAAGGGUGGAUGCUCCGGAUGUGGACGUCAUCGUGGCGGCCAAGACGGCCGACAUCCACGACAAAAUUCUCACCUUCCCGGAGAAGUACGAAACGCAGGUCGGCGAGCGUGGCUUGCGGCUGAGCGGAGGUGAAAAGCAACGCGUCGCGAUCGCCCGUACAAUCCUCAAGUCGCCCUUCAUCGUGCUGUUGGACGAAGCGACCAGUGCGUUGGACACUCAAACUGAGCGCAACAUUCAAGCGGCCCUGAGUCGGGUUUGCGCCAACCGAACCACCCUAAUCAUCGCCCACCGACUGUCUACCAUCAUCCACUCGGACGAGAUUCUGGUGCUGAAGGAUGGGCAGAUUGUGGAACGGGGCCGGCACGAGGCACUGCUCGAGCGGCACGGCGUGUACGCGGACAUGUGGAACCAACAGCUCAAGAACUUGGAAACGGGAGGCGGUGAAGCUCCUGCGCAGCCAGCGAUCACCAAUGGAAACGCGAUAACCGGAAGUGACGCCAAGCCGGCCCACCAUCAUCAUCACUAGAGGGGUGAGUGCACGUUUGGAAGUGUGUACCUUUCCAAAGAUAACCAACCACCACUCUCAGCCUGAUGUUUUAUUGGAUUGAUUCUCAAAUCACUCACCGACUGAUUGUUUUUAUUUGAUGGGGAAAAUUGCGUGUGGCGAGGCAAAAGUUAUUUGUGGUCUUGCAGGAAAUUGUGAUUGUACAAACGAAAAUUUAAAAUUUGAGAAUCAAGCGUAAUCUUUCUGUGGAGAGUUUUACUAUUAGUUAAAUUAUUGUGCACUACACUUUGAUCAUUUCACUUUGACUGUGAAUAGAGAAUAGAUUUUAGGAAGAGGUUAACAAG